Drosophila willistoni is the source of this 608-nucleotide messenger RNA. Its product is annotated as glycine-rich protein DOT1. The coding region runs from base 21 to 608 and encodes 195 amino acids. The transcript is spliced from 3 exons. NCBI's taxonomy places the organism in Eukaryota, Metazoa, Arthropoda, Insecta, Diptera, Drosophilidae. The record is from RefSeq and is a predicted model, not a curated record.
AUCAGUUGGAGUUAUUCAGGAUGCGUCACGCUGUGAUCUUUGUUUUCGUUUGCGGAUUACUCUGCGCCCUGGUCUCGGCCGGCCUAUUGGGUGGCGGCGGGGGAGGCGGAGGAUAUGGCGGUGGCGGUGGAGGUAAUGGCGGCGGAGGAUAUGGCGGCGGUGGCGGUUCACAUGGGGGCGGAGGCGGCAAUGGCGGCGGAGGAUAUGGCGGCGGUGGUGGUUCACAUGGAGGCGGUGGCGGCGGUGGAUAUGGAGGUGGUGGUGGCGGAGGAUAUGGAGGUGGUGGUAGCGGUGGUUUCGGAGGCGGCAAACACGGAGGCGGUGGUGGAGGCGGAGGAUACGGCGGCGGCGGUGGCGGUGGAUACGGCGGCAACGGCGGUAACGGCGGUGGUGGAUACGGCGGCAACGGCGGAGGCGGUGGUGGCAAGCACGGCGGCAACGGCGGUGGUGGAUACGGCGGCAACGGAGGCGGUGGUGGUGGCAAGCACGGAGGCGGUGGUGGCGGUGGAUAUGGCGGCAACGGAGGCGGUGGUGGCGGCAAGCACGGAGGCGGUGGUGGCGGUGGAUACGGCGGCGGUGGUGGCGGCAAGCACGGUGGUGGAUGGUAA